Messenger RNA from Rubroshorea leprosula, 473 nucleotides. The record is from the annotation of a GenBank genome assembly. Lineage: Eukaryota; Viridiplantae; Streptophyta; Magnoliopsida; Malvales; Dipterocarpaceae.
AGAAGCCGACGGACAGUAAGGUAUUGUUUGGAUUGGAGGUGUCGGACGGAGAGGGAGGGGAAGGGAUGGGGACGGAUGGCAAGGGAGGGGGAGUGAGGGGGAGCCGUCUCCUUCCUAUCGUUUGGGUUUCCAAAGAGGCAGAGGGGAAGCGAGAUGGACUGAUUCGGACUCCCUUCAACCCCCCUCAAAUUUGCAAAUUUGCAAUCCGCCCGAUUUGGGGGGUUUGGGAGGGAUUUGAGUGGCUGUUUACAUUAAGUUAAAUGUAAUUACAAAAUUAACCUUAAUUUUUUUAUUAUAUCCUUCUCCAUUACCAGCUUAAAGGGUAAAUUUGUAAAUUUAAAAUUAAUUUAAAUCAUUCUCUUCCUUCCCUUCCUUUUACCUUAAUUAUCCAAACAUAAAAUAAUACAAUUCUUCACUUCCCUUCCCCUUCCUCAUUUUUAUUUAUCCAAACAAAAUUAACACAAAUCAUUUCC